This is a messenger RNA of Nomascus leucogenys (northern white-cheeked gibbon), 147 nucleotides long. RefSeq lists its product as uncharacterized. Lineage: Eukaryota; Metazoa; Chordata; Mammalia; Primates; Hylobatidae. The record is from RefSeq and is a predicted model, not a curated record. The annotation marks the transcript as partial. The transcript is spliced from 3 exons.
GUACCUGUAGUUCUAGCUACUUGGGAGACCAAGGUGAGAGGAUCUCCUGAGCCCAGGAGUUUAAGACCAACCUGGACAACAUGGCGAAACCCUAGCCGGGCAUGGUGGCUGGCGCCUAUAGUCCCAGCUACUCGGGAGGCUGAGGCA